Messenger RNA from Bactrocera dorsalis (oriental fruit fly), 3708 nucleotides. RefSeq names its product tropomodulin. The record is from RefSeq and is a predicted model, not a curated record. The coding region runs from base 94 to 1341 and encodes 415 amino acids. Gene Ontology annotation, molecular function: tropomyosin binding. Gene Ontology annotation, biological process: myofibril assembly; pointed-end actin filament capping. NCBI's taxonomy places the organism in Eukaryota, Metazoa, Arthropoda, Insecta, Diptera, Tephritidae. The transcript has 7 exons. Gene Ontology annotation, cellular component: myofibril.
CUCACCAGAGAAGCGUACGCUGUGCCCACCAAGCUCUUAUUCACGGCAGUGUUUAUUAAAUAUUAAAUAAUUAAAUAUAAACAAAAGCCAUUCAUGGAGUCUCCCGAAGAGAGACAAGAACCAGAGGCUGAGUUCCAGCGCGUAAAGUUACGUCCAGUGCCGAAAGUGAAAAGACGCGCGCCCCAACCUCCCACCACUUUGGCACUUAAAAAAACUUCAUCGACAACCAAGACCACCACUCUCACUACGCCUGCCAAAUUGUACGGCAAGGAUUUGAGCGAGUAUGAUGAGGUUGAUGUUGAUGCUCUGCUGGCACAAUUGUCACCGGAAGAAAUCAAUAUUUUGGCCAAAGAAGUCGAUCCCGAUGACAAUUUCCUGCCACCUGAUCAACGUUGCAGUUAUGAAUGCGCCAAAGAUCCCACUGGUCCGUUAAAUCGCAAAAAGCUUAUCGAGCAUAUUAAUAAGCAGGCCUUAGAAACACCCGAUGAGCCCGAAUUUGAGCCGUACGUUAAGGGUACCGUACGUGGCAAGAAAUGGGUGCCACCACCAAGAGAUGAAAGCGAAGUUGCCGCUGAGGAACAGAUCGCCAUCGAUUUGGGUGAAGAGUAUGAGCAUGCGCUGAGUGACGCUACACAAGAAGAGAUUAUCGAUCUGGCUGCUAUACUUGGCUUCCACUCGAUGAUGAAUCAGGACCAAUAUCAUGCUUCUUUGUUGAACAAAGGUCAACCAGUUGGCAUGGGAUGGGAUGGUAUUACAAAAUCAACUCAACCAAAAUUGUUCCCCAUGGACCCACCAAAUAACACAGAUGUCGAAGAAUCAAUUAAACGCGUAAAAGAUAACGAUUCAAAAUUGAUUGAACUGAACUUAAAUAACAUUAAGAACAUUUCCGAUGAGAAAUUGGAACAACUUUUCCAAGUACUGCCUGAAAAUGAAAAUUUGGAAGUUCUUUCCUUAACAAAUGUCGGCCUUACCGACAAGACAGCUCUCUUAUUGGCUGAAGCAAUUGAGAAAAGCAAAACCUUGAGAGUAUUAAAUGUUGAGACGAAUUUCAUUAGUCCGCCUGUUAUAGUGACCUUAGUGAAAGCCCUGCUCAAGUGCCGCACAAUUGAAGAAUUCAGGGCCUCCAAUCAACGAUCCUCAGUGCUCGGUAACAAGAUCGAAAUGGAAAUAACCGAAUUAGUGGAAAAGAAUCCAUCUUUGCUCAGAUUGGGUCUGCAUUUGGAGUUCAAUGACGCACGCCACAGAGUUGCCGCACAUUUGCAGCGCAACAUCGACAGAAGUGGCCGCUUACGACGUUUGGGUCACUUCAGCCGCAACUACACUGUGGGCGCUUGGCAGUAGAAGGCAUGCAGCGCACAGCCGCAUCAAAUCAAAGUGGAAUCGGAGCGCAGCAAGCCGAGGCGUUUAUUUAAACACACAUACCUAAUCGUACGACUUCAAAAAGCAAAUAACUAACAUCAAUUAUAAUCCUAGACUACGUGAAUGCUAAAGUUACAUAUGCAGUUACAGCAUUUAUAAUUCACGUGUAUUAAAGUUUGUAAACAAAACUCAGGCACCAAUGCAUGGGCACUAACACCAUAGCAGAGCUCGAAGCAAAAUGCACACACACGCUUUAUUAUUCUUAAUGAAAAUGCUUAAAAAAAUGCAUACGGGUAUUACGUAACAGCCGAUCUGCAAUAAAAUAUAAAUAUUUGUUUGUUUUCUUAGCUUACCUACACACAUAUUUGCGUAUAUACAUACAUAUCGUCACCUGAAAUGCAAAAUAACGUAUCAUCAAAAAAUUCGAAAUUGAGUGUCUUAUUGAUUACGCUUCACUACUUCAAAUUAUAUACAUAAUAUUAAAUAUGUUCAACAUUUUCUGGUUCUGCGGUCAUAUAUAAACCAGUUUUAACCAAUAUUAAUAUUUUGUUUCACUCAUGUUCCAUUUUAUUCCGUGUUUCAUUCAUGCCACUGUAAAUUUCUGAAAAUGUUGUUACGUUAAUUUGCAUUUCAGGUGACGAUAUGCGCAAUUCAAAUGCUAUUUUAUACUUAAAUUUAUCGAAUUAUGUUUUAAAAACGCGCAUAAUAUGUGCGCACAUGCGCAGAAUUAGUUUUAUUUAUGUUAUUAGUUUAUUGUUGAGGUUAUUUCAUUUGUAACACACACAAAAUGGUGUCUAAUUGUAAUUAUGUUUAUAAAUUGUAAGCGCUCCGUUGCGUUUUUGUUCCUUUGAACGCAAAAUAUUUGUAAAAAAUCAUGUAAUUUCCAUAGUGAAACUUUUGGAACACACUCACACACACAUACACCUUCACAUAUGAUUGUAUGUUUAACAAAUGCUGCCAGUAAAUGUACUAAAUGCAUGGUUAGUUUAUAAAAAUAUAUACACCUACUAUAUAUUAUACAGUCAAGUGCAAAUGCGUUCGAUUCGUUUUGAAGCCACACAGAAAGGGAAAAGUAGCCAGAAGCUUAAGUCAACCUAUCAUCUCUACAACCUAUCACGCACUUGCGGCCACUAAGCUGUCAUAUUGAUUGCACCUUAUCAGUGCAAUUUCGAGUGUGUACAUUUAGCUUGUGGACAUGUAUUUGUGAGAUGAUGUCAUUAGUUAAUAAAUCAAGAAAACUAAAAACGUGAAAGACAGCUAGAAUAAUUAUAUAAAAACUUCAAGAGUAAGACAUUUCAGUGAGCUUACAGUGCUAAGUGGCUAUUAGUCCACCAAAACGGCAACUCAUGGCGCCCAUUAAAGUCCACUUAAGUCUUAUUUGCAUUCUCGCGCGGUUUUCCUCGCAAAUGUAAAGAAGUAUUGUGGUGUGAAAAGCAAAAUUCAAUUGUUUAGUAUCAAGCAUACGUCAACUUUCUUGAAGCACUUGAUAGGCCAUUUUUUUGCGACAUGUUUUUUGCACAAUCGCCCUACUUUUGAGGUGUAAAGAAAUUCUUUAACAUUUAUUAAACUUCUUCAAUAAGAGAAAAAGUGAAGGCGAAAAAGAGGUUUCAAUAAAUUGAGUAGCUUUUAAAGUCGCCGCUAAAACUAAAUAAAUUUAAUAUCAACAAAUUACAAUUACUUUGGCUCAAACCUAAAAAAGGUUGGUGUAUGGCGCGACGGUAAAUUCAUUGAAUUCUCAGCUCCACACAAGAACACUGAAUUGCAUGUAAAAAAAAAAGAAAACUCAUUAGUGUGUUGUGUGCUCACGUAUUUUACUGCACUGCGAAGACUUACCACACAAAUCCGUAAACACUCACCCACCCAAAUACACAAACAACAACUGCACACGCAUCAGAUGCACUUAGUACACACACAUAUAAAAACCCAUACAUACACAAAGCUAAUAGUGCUUGCACUUGCAAUUAUUCUGUUCAUUCAUAACUCUUACCAGUUGAAAUGCAUACAUACAUACAUAAGAAAUAUAUACAUACUCACAUAUAUAUUUUGCUUAUCAAUGAAAGUAGCUUUUGUAUGGCAAGCGUUAAGAAAUUGAAAAUGAAAAUGAAGAAAGAUCAUGCUAUUUUAUAAUUAUAAUUAAACAAUUUUAAUAAUCAAGCUAUUUAAAUUGCAACUGAUUGAAUUAUGAUUGAAUAUAUGAUUUUACUAUUUAAUGCAAAUUUGUAAAGUGUAAUAAUAAAAAUUUAUAUAAACAUACAUAUAUAUAUUUAAUGAUGAAAGCUUAUAAAUUAAUGAAAAUUGUAAAAUAAAAAUGAAAUAAAAAAUAAAAAAACGCUUAAAAAUGUAAAGAAA